This is a messenger RNA of Penicillium atrosanguineum, 225 nucleotides long. RefSeq lists its product as uncharacterized. The coding region runs from base 1 to 225 and encodes 74 amino acids. The record is from RefSeq and is a predicted model, not a curated record. The transcript has a single exon. Lineage: Eukaryota; Fungi; Ascomycota; Eurotiomycetes; Eurotiales; Aspergillaceae.
AUGGCUUUCUCCACAGGGCUCCUGCGCACAUUACGUGAGGAGCGAGGUGAUUUGACCAACCUUGUCAGUGCUGCGAUUCUCGGGUAUCUUGUGCGUACACAAGCGAAUCUCGAGCUUGUUAGCUUACCGCCCUCCUCUCAACUCAUUGGCGGCUUGAUGGAAGCUUUAUAUGAAGACCGCGGUGUCUCGGUCCCGAAGCACUUUUACUACCCUCUCUAUUCCUAG